GAUAGUUAAUUUGUUCGCUGUCAUUCCUAUUGGCACGUGAAGACAUUUCAGCACUGGACAGCGCCUGUGUGAAUGGGCAGAACUUCCUAAGUACAUAACAGAUUGUGUGUCCUCAGUAGAGAGAGAGAGAGAGAGAGAGAGAGAGAGACGUGGACGGAUCGAGCGCUUGACGCAUAACACCGCCUCCUCGGCUCAGAAGGUGGAAAUCCUGCCCUAGUUUAACACAUUCAGUGCACUUCGUUUACCAGGGUACCAGAGUACCUUACACUGCGCACUCGUUCUACAUUCAGCCUUCCAAGACAGGAGAUCUUCUAAACGAAUUCGCUGGUGCACCUGUUUAAGAAGUGCUUCUCAAGUAUGAAUUGCUGAGGGAUUUGUCUUGCCAGUCGAGCUCCAGCUGUAUCACCCCGGGCAUCAUAUCAUCCGUCACGUUCACGAGAGAGGCGACAGACACCGCGAUGGAUCCCUGCUGAUGUUCAGGGUCCACGAUGGAUUCCUGCGUGUCUACUUCAACAAUCCCAUAUAACGGAAUCAUAAAUGGAGGAGGAGAGUGACAGCCGCAAAAUUAACAACAGCUUCCUUCGGGACCACAACUAUGCAACCGAAGCUGACAUCAUCUCUACUGUGGAGUUCAACUCUACUGGAGAGCUCUUGGCCACAGGAGACAAGGGAGGAAGAGUUGUGGUUUUCCAAAGGGAACAAGAGAGCAAGAACCAGCCUCACAGACGUGGGGAGUAUAAUGUUUACAGCACCUUUCAGAGUCACGAGCCGGAGUUUGACUACCUGAAGAGUUUAGAGAUUGAGGAGAAAAUCAACAAGAUACGCUGGCUGCCUCAGCAGAAUGCUGCCUACUUCCUGCUCUCCACCAAUGAUAAAACUGUGAAACUGUGGAAGAUCAGUGAGAGGGAUAAAAGACCGGAGGGAUAUAACCUGAAGGAUGAAGACGGAAGAAUCAGAGACCCGGCCACCAUCACCUCGUUACGGGUGCCAGUGUUGCGGCCCAUGGACCUCAUGGUUGAGGCCACACCUCGGAGAGUAUUUUCCAAUGCGCACACAUACCACAUCAACUCCAUCUCUGUCAACAGCGACUAUGAGACCUUUAUGUCCACUGAUGACUUGAGGAUCAACCUGUGGAACCUAGAGAUCACAAACAGAAGCUUCAACAUUGUAGACAUAAAGCCAGCGAACAUGGAGGAGCUGACGGAGGUGAUAACAGCAGCAGAGUUUCACCCUCACCAGUGCAACACCUUCGUCUACAGUAGCAGUAAAGGCUCCAUACGUCUGUGUGACAUGAGGGCAUCAGCGCUCUGUGACAACCACUCAAAAUUUUUCGAGGAGCCAGAAGACCCAAGCAAUCGCUCCUUUUUCUCUGAAAUCAUCUCCUCCAUCUCUGACGUAAAGUUCAGCCACAGUGGGCGGUACCUGAUGACACGGGACUACCUGACAGUGAAGGUCUGGGAUCUCAACAUGGAGAGCAGACCACUGGAAACCUAUCAGGUCCACGAUUACCUAAGAAGUAAGCUGUGUUCGCUGUAUGAGAAUGAUUGCAUCUUCGACAAAUUUGAAUGUGUUUGGAAUGGAUCAGACAGUGUGAUCAUGACCGGCUCUUACAACAACUUCUUCCGAAUGUUCGACCGUAAUACGAAGCGUGACGUGACUCUGGAGGCGUCCCGGGAGAACAGCAAGCCUCGGGCGAUCCUGAAACCAAGGAAGGUGUGUGUGGGAGGAAAGCGUCGCAAAGAUGAAAUCAGUGUGGACAGCCUGGACUUUAGCAAGAAAAUCCUCCACACUGCCUGGCAUCCUUAUGAGAACAUCAUCGCUGUGGCAGCCACCAAUAACCUUUACAUAUUCCAAGAUAAGGUCAACUAGCACAACUGUACCGCCUCCUCACGUACCUGUAAAGAGAGAGAAAGAGGAAUAAAAUGCUGCAGCUUGGCAGGAGAUUGCAAGUUGUCUUUUGUGAUGAGAAACAGGAAGUUACCUUUGAUGUAAGGAGAAGUAUGGACAGAUGCUGACCUUGUGCAAGGAAGCAGCCAGACUUUCACACACAAGUAGCAUCCUGCCCUGCACAAUCAUUCUUCCUCAAUUAAGUAUCUGCAGUUCCUCUUCUGAAAACGUGUUUAUUUAUCAUAUUUAUUCAUUUCUCUGCUGGAAGAAAAUGCCUGACUCUUUAAAUCUGGACAAAUGUACAUUUUCACUCCAAUGAUAUGAAGAAUCUUUAAUAAGGCAAAAAGACAGGCCUUCGCUGACAUCCUGGCAUUGGAAACAAAGGGGUGCCUUUACAAAAAAAUAAAAUAAAAACACAAUGGAUUUCCAUUCUUUUUGAAACACAGUGCCCUCCAACUUCCUCUGAAAUGUCUGACUGACUCGUAAUAGACUAAGAAUGUGAUCUGCGCUGAUUGUAGUGUUGAAACAAACAAUCUGUGGAUGGAAUCACAGUCCCUUGCGAACUGAUUAUUCCUCUUGAAAGGAGCUCUGUAGUACAAGUCAAUCCCACUGGUCAUGUUUUGUCAUUUCACGUUGUCCUCUUAUUUUGAUGUAACCAUUAAUAAGCUGUGGUGCCUUCUUUUCAUAUUUGGAUACUUGGGCGGCAGAAGGGGUGGAGGGUGGUAGGGGUUUCAGAAGGGUGGAUUUCGGGUUGUGAAGUGUGAAUGUUUUUACAAGAAAUGUGAAAAAUAGCUUCGUGUAAGAAGGGAAAAGAAUUGCAGCGACAUUGAUUUUCAGUACGCAGAAAUUAAGUACUUGAAUUUUGCAUAAUACUCUCCACUUUAUCUCAGUAUGCUCAUAACUUAACAGUAUACCCUGAUUUUUUUUCUUCAGUGCAGUGGUGGGUGAAAAGUUUUAUUGCAUGCAACAUGUCAUCUAUAAUGAGUCAAUGAAGAAAAUAUCUGUUCGGUACCAUCAAAUGAACCUUUAACAAUCAGAUGUCAUCUUUUCCAUUGUUUCCACUGCAUUUGUCUGAGACUGUUAAAACGUCAUCGUUCAGUUAGGUCACUUUGGCCUGAGGAUGACAGAAAUACUGGUAUCAUGAUGUAGCCUAUACAUGAAGGUUAAAUGAUAUCAGGGAAUUUUAUUAUGUACAAAUGAACCAGUAAUGUUCUCUUCUGAAGAAAACAAAAACCUUCAAAUGUAAACUUCUUAAUGACACAAAAGUUUUAUAGCUCAGAAUGUAUCUACAUGCAACUAUUUGCCAUGCAGUCUUUAUGCUUAAUGGAAUUCAUUGAAAAUAAAAAGAAACGAAAAAG
Carassius auratus (goldfish) is the source of this 3245-nucleotide messenger RNA. Its product is annotated as serine/threonine-protein phosphatase 2A 55 kDa regulatory subunit B beta isoform-like. The coding region runs from base 538 to 1869 and encodes 443 amino acids. The transcript has 9 exons. Gene Ontology annotation, molecular function: protein binding; protein phosphatase regulator activity. The record is from RefSeq and is a predicted model, not a curated record. Gene Ontology annotation, cellular component: protein phosphatase type 2A complex. NCBI's taxonomy places the organism in Eukaryota, Metazoa, Chordata, Actinopteri, Cypriniformes, Cyprinidae.